Molecule: messenger RNA, 360 nt
Organism: Funneliformis geosporum
Lineage: Eukaryota; Fungi; Glomeromycota; Glomeromycetes; Glomerales; Glomeraceae
Source: the annotation of a GenBank genome assembly
AUGAAUAAUGAUGUGUCUGUCAACAUAUCAUAUAAUGAAACUCCACAUAAUGGCAAACCUAUUAGUAUGAUGAAAAUCUCACCGAAUGGACUAAUUCUUGUUACUUACAGUGAAGAUGAUAAAACAUUUUGCGUGUGGAAGGUUGAAAGUUUUAAAAAAGUAAUAGAAAGCAAACGUUUAGAUCGUUUAGAUGAUCAACAUAUUAUAUUUUGCAAGAAUAAAGAGAGUAAUAUUGUCGAUAUGUGUAUCAAUGAUGAAAAGGAUAAAAAGAUACUUGCGUAUAUUGAUGAUGAACAUAAAAUCAAAAUCAUCGAUAUGAACAAUGGACUUCAAGAAAUCAAAUUGAAUUUUGAAAUGGAA